This is a messenger RNA of Tripterygium wilfordii, 1557 nucleotides long. RefSeq names its product THO complex subunit 6. Gene Ontology annotation, molecular function: protein binding. Lineage: Eukaryota; Viridiplantae; Streptophyta; Magnoliopsida; Celastrales; Celastraceae. The transcript has 13 exons. Gene Ontology annotation, cellular component: THO complex; transcription export complex. The record is from RefSeq and is a predicted model, not a curated record. Gene Ontology annotation, biological process: mRNA export from nucleus. Bases 85 to 1224 code for a protein of 379 amino acids.
UACUUUUGUCCAAGAACGAGGAUUUAGCAAUCUCGCUCGGACUCCCGAGUACUGACUCAGCCGACUCGAUUCACGACACGCAGGAUGUGCGGUGAUGCGACGAACUGGAACGAAGAUGAGUACCGAGAGAGGAUACUGAAGGAGAGAGAGGUCCAUACCCGGAAUGUGUUCAGGACCGCCUGGGCUCCCUCUGUAAAUCCUAGCUCAGACACCAUUGUCGUCGCCUCCAGUGAUGGAUCGGUCGCUUCUUAUUCCAUAUCAUCCUGUAUCUCUAAACUUCCCGUUGGUGUUGGCAAUACGAGUGGUCAAAGGUAUUUGGUUGCGGAACCUAAUGGCUUCCUUCAAGGUCAUGAAGGACCUGCGUAUGACGCCAAGUUCUAUCUCAAUGGCAAAGAUACUUUAUUACUGAGUUGUGGUGAUGAUGGUCGAAUACGAGGUUGGAGGUGGGAAGAAAUUAUACGGUCAGAUGUUCCUAUUUCUUUGCAAGGAAAUCACAUUGAUUCAGUACUUGACAUGGUGAAUCCGCAACAUAAAGGUCCUUGGGGUGCUGUUUCUCCAGUACCAGAGAUUAAUGCCAUUGCUGUGGAUACUCGGGGGGGAUCCGUUUUUUCAGCUGCAGGGGAUUCUUGUGCAUAUUGCUGGGAUGUGGAGACUGGUAAGAUUAAAAUGGUUUUUAGAGGACACUCGGACUACUUGCAUUGUAUUGUUGCUCGUAACUCUACUGACCAGGUAGCCUUCUGCUUCUUAAUCUUGAUUGUGACCGGUUCUGAGGAUCGGACUGCACGAUUAUGGGAUUGCAGAAGUGGAAAGUGUAUUCAAGUAAUUGAUCCAGAGAAGGAUAAUAAGUCAAAAGGACUCUCAUCUUUUGUUGGUUGCCUUACUCUUGAUGCAAGUGAAAGCUGGUUGGCUUGUGGCAGCGGCCAGUGUUUUUCAGUGUGGAAUCUUCCUGCUUCUGCAUGCAUUUCAAAAACUUAUAAUCGUGCAUCCAUACAAGAUUUACUAUUCGAUGAUAAUCAAAUAUUAGCUGUCGGAGCAGAACCUCUGCUUCAUCGUUUUGACAUUAAUGGGAAGACUCUUUCAGAAAUACAAUGUGCUCCACAGUCUGCAUUUUCCGUCUCUUUAAAUCCAUCCGGCGUUGUUGCUGUUGGAGGUUAUGGAGGUCUUGUAGAUGUCAUUUCACAGUUUGGCAGCCACUUGUGCACCUUCCGCUGCAGACGCAUUUGAAAAGGGUUCAUCGAUCUUCUGAAGUUCUGAUGUUAUGUUUUCUAACUGGGGCGUGUUGUGGUUCUAGAGAUUUAAAAUGUGGCAGACACCAAGUUCUCGACUUCAACCUUUGCUCCUUUAAAGGUCAUCCAAUAGAAUGAUUGCAAAGCUCUUCUUGGCUAGCUGCAUAUGUUGAGAUUAGAUCCUUCAUAUUUUAUCCUUUUAUACACAAGUUCUGCUCUUUGAAGUCUUUUAAGAACUAAGAGCGAGAAUGGGGAAAUUCAUAAGAAUAAUUGAUUGAUCUUUAUGUGCUUUUUUUUACAUUUUAUAUCAAAUAACUUGCAAUUACACAAA